Nymphalis io (European peacock) is the source of this 1087-nucleotide messenger RNA. RefSeq lists its product as uncharacterized. The record is from RefSeq and is a predicted model, not a curated record. The transcript has 2 exons. NCBI's taxonomy places the organism in Eukaryota, Metazoa, Arthropoda, Insecta, Lepidoptera, Nymphalidae. Bases 226 to 1053 code for a protein of 275 amino acids.
CCCGUACAAAAACAUUUACGAACCAACACACAAAUAAACAACUAUAAACAUAGCCACAAAAUUCAAAUAAAUAAUUAAAAUUCGGCAAUCUUUUCGCCCUACAUUGAUAUAAGUUUAAUGAACUCGUGCGUUUAAGAAUAAAAAGUAUUUUUUUUGUUACACGACAGUGUUCAUUGUGACGUCUCGGAGUAAAGGAAUUAAUUUAAAAAAAAACAAUAUAUCAAAAUGUUGCCAUUAUUGAUAUUGUUCAUAUUGACAUCCGCUUACGCAGAAAACUGUUCCUAUAAGUACGAAGGUAUCAAAUUAUCUAAACGAUCAAUUUUGACAAUAAAAGGUCUACCGACGAACCUCGUCAUCAACCCAAACAAUAGGGAUCUUUUUUUCACACUAAUUGACAUAGACACACUACAAGAUGACGAUGUACAAACAGAAAUGGAUCAAUACGUCCUGAGGGAUGGGGAACCAAUCAAAAUUGACAAUAUCAACGGUCAAGCAGCAGCUGUUGAUGUAAUAAAGAAUAAAGUCUACAUCGCAAGCGAUGAUGGUUUAACUGUACUAAAUAAAUCAGAUAAAGCUAAUUUCGUUGCAUUCAAAGAUGAAGAUAUAACUCAGCUAUUCAAGCCAGUUAAUAGUGAUAAGUUAUACGCCGUUCUAUUCCCAGAGAGCAUGGUUUAUAAAAUUGAUGUUAAGGAAAACGAAAAAACUAAAAUAGAAAACGUGCCAUGCGCCUUUAUGUUAGCUGUCGACGCUGAAGAGAAUAUAUUUUUCGAAUGCGAUUCAAAGUACGUUAAGGUAUUAUUAAAAGAUUUCCAAGAACCAAUUGAAUUUGUUGGUAUACCAAAGAACUCGGCCAGAGCGAUAACAAUCGAUGAUAAAAAUCGAGUGAUUCUAGCUGCAAAUGAUGGAGUUUACUGGUUAAAGUCAGAUUCCUUGAUCCCCAAGAAAUUGAUGAACUUAGAUUUCAUACCAUCGGGAAUAGCAUUUUACGGUGAAAAUUUAUAUUUGUCAACGAGUGGGGCUAUUUAUGAAUUUAGUUUUACGGUUUGCGAAUGAUAAACAUACGUAUAUAAUAAAUAUUUUUUAAGUA